AUGGCCGACUCCGACGAGGACUACGUGAACUCCUCCGGUGAUGAGGCCGGUGCCCACACCGUCAGCCGCCGCGGCGCCGGCGGCCACAAAGGCGCGCGCCCGCCCUCGUCAAAGCCCAAGAAGGUGCAGAAGAAGGAGGCGUGGGAGGACAUCAAGCGGUCGUGGGACAAUGUUGUCGAGGGCGCCGACGGCAGCAUCAACGUCACGGGCCUGCUUGAAGCCGGGAAGCGCAAGAGGCUGCUCAAAGACACGACCCCGCUGCAGCGCGGCAUCAUCAGACAUGUCAUGCUUAUCCUCGACCUGUCCAUCGCCAUGGCCGAGAAGGACUUCCGGCCCACGCGCUACCUCCUCGCGAUCCGCUACGCGUGCGACUACGUGCGCGAGUACUUUGAGCAGAACCCGAUCUCGCAGCUGGCCGUGCUGGGCAUGCGCGACGGCCUCGCCGUGCGCGUCAGCGACAUGUCCGGAAACCCGACAGACCACAUCGAGGCCAUCCAGAAGCUGCGCCUGGACGACCCCAAGGGCUCCCCGAGUCUGCAGAACGCACUCGAGAUGUCGAGAGCUGCGCUGUUUAAUGCCCCGACGCACGGCACCCGCGAAGUAGUGAUCGUCUUCGGCGCGCUGCACUCCUCAGACCCCGGCGACAUCCACCAGACAAUCGCACACCUCGUCGCCGACAAGAUCCGCGUCAGCGUCGUCGGGCUCUCCGCCCAGGUCGCCGUCUGCCGCGACCUCGUGUCCAAGACCAACGCCGGCUCCACAAGCACCUACGGCGUCGCCCUAGACGACAAGCACUUCCGCGAGCUGCUCAUCGACACCACGAUCCCGCCCGUCACCCGCUCCUCCAAGCAGUCGUCGGCCUGCCUGCUCAUGUGGGGCUUCCCCUCGCGCGUCGUCGAGACCACGGCGUCGCUGUGCGCGUGCCACUCGCGCCUCGCGCGCGGCGGCUACCUGUGCUCGCGCUGCUCGACAAAGGUGUGCGAGCUGCCGAUGGAGUGCCCCGCGUGCGGGCUGAUGCUGGUGCUGUCGACGCACCUGGCGCGCCACUACCACCACCUGUUCCCGCUGCGCAACUGGGUCGAGGUGCCGUGGGGCGAGGCGGGCGAGGCCGCGGCGUGCCUGGCGUGUCAGGUGGCGUUUCCGCCCGUGCCCGAGAGGGGCGGCGAGGAGUGGGCGCUGCCGGCGAGGACGGAGAGGGGCACGAGCUCGAGGGAGAGGGUGAGUGGGGGUGCGGGGAAAGAGGCGCCGAAUGGGGUGCCGGCGGCGGAUACGAUGGAGAUUGAUGGGUAG
Morchella sextelata is the source of this 1290-nucleotide messenger RNA. RefSeq lists its product as uncharacterized. The record is from RefSeq and is a predicted model, not a curated record. Bases 1 to 1290 code for a protein of 429 amino acids. Gene Ontology annotation, biological process: nucleotide-excision repair; regulation of transcription by RNA polymerase II; DNA-templated transcription. Lineage: Eukaryota; Fungi; Ascomycota; Pezizomycetes; Pezizales; Morchellaceae. Gene Ontology annotation, cellular component: transcription factor TFIIH holo complex; transcription factor TFIIH core complex. The transcript has 4 exons.